AGGGAGUUAGAAGGCUGGAUUGUUCCGAGUGGUUUUAAUCAGCAACUCGUUGGGGAGAAUGGAAAACGUCUGACAGGGAUAAGAACAGAGUACAUAAACAUCACUUUGAACGGGUCUGGCACUAUUUCUUAAGGGACUAUUUGUUAUUCUGCUCUGAGGACUGAAGACUUUGUGCUACCCCGUGCCAUGGGAAAAUCCAGGCCCAGAAAUGAUGGAGAGAACUUGACGUGUCAGUGGGGAAACACAAGUGUGUCCCUUGAUUUCGUGCUGAUAAAAAGGAACCACGGGGACUUUUACAGUAAUGUGGGGCAAAAUUAGAACUGUGAAGUGGCCAUGGCUUGCAGGCAAACUCUGCCUUGCCGGAGGUACUACCGACUCCGUCCAUUCCUUCUGGUGCUGGUGCUGGCUGCCUAUCUUUUCUAUCAGACCCUGACGCCAUUAAGAGCAAGAAGAUACCUUCCAGCAGUUGACAGUGAUGUUUUACCAACACAGGAGGUGCAGCAGAGGGUAAGCGAGGAGGUUCCUACAAGGCAAGUUUAUUGUGUCCUUCCUUCAAGCAACCUACAAGUACAGAAGGAGAUUGAGGACGCCAUUUCUAAGCACUUCAGAAAUCAGGCAAAAAAAGUGAUACUUUACGUCACAUCUUCCAGCAGUAAACAAGACCUUCACUUAUAUCAACACAUCCUUACACAAUACGGCUUUGCAGUUACAGUCCUUGAAGACAGGAAACCGAACAGACAAAAAAACUUUCAUCCAGGUGAAUUAUAUCCCUGGGAUCUUAUGAUUUGUCUAUCCUCCAGCAGGGCUGACUAUGAAAAUUGUUUAGGUACACUAGAAUUACAUCAAACAACAUUACUGCCGCAGGCAAAUGUUCUCCCCCAAAUAGAGCAUCUUCUUUGCAGAAAAGAAGGGCUAUGCCACAUAGUGAGAGCAUUCCCAGAGCUGCAUCUUCCAAUUGCACUUUCUACCUGUCCAGAUCCAUUUUUGACACCAGACUCAGUCAUUGCACCUGGAUAUCUCAGAGCUGUGAAAUCGCAUGAUGACAACGAAAGGGCACACCUUGCCCAAGGCUCAGAUCCACCAACUGAGAAUAUGCAGCAACAUCCAACACCUGCUCCAGCUGACCAUAAGGAGUCCGUUAAAAUUCAAGACCUUUCUGUCAUCCUCAAAGCUUAUGUACUGGUCACAUCUUUAACACCUUUGCGAGCAUUCCUUCAUUCAGCUGGGGUUGUUUGGUAUCCACCCAAAAAGAAACACUUCUCAGUCAAGCUGGAAACCCUUUUUGAGACCUCCUUCAAAGCCAGUUCCCCACAGCAAGCCUUUGAUGACAUGAAAGAGGCAAUAAUCAAACUCUUGUUGAUAGCUGAAGUUUACGGUGAGGAAUCUGCAUCUGGACCAAAGGCCUUCACUCAAUGCAGCUUAUGUUUUCAGAUGCUAACCUUUGACAUUGGGUUCAGACGCGCUAUGCAUCCUGUCAUUCUUGAGGUACAUGAACAUUUUGACUUUCAAGCUGAUGAUGAUACAGAUUAUCGGGACCAAAUUGUUAAAGAAACUCUUCUUGGAGAUACUUUCAGAAUUCUCUUCUCAAAUAAACCUUUCCACUCUACUUUCUUUGAGGCUUUAAGGAAUGUGUACCAGUCAGCAGGGAUCAAGGAUGAAAAUCACCUGAAGGAAGCUGAUCAAUGUUUCACUUCAGAAGAACUAAAUUUGUUGAGCAGUUUUGUAAAAGAGCUUCAGAAUUUAGGACAAUUUGAACUGCUUUUCCCAUCUGCUGUUCCAAAGAUCCAUUUUUUGCUACACGACCUUUAUCGCAUGGUUAAUCCAAGAAGGCUUGACUCAGUUCUGACUUUACAUUGGCUUCUUUCAAAUUUACUUGAACAGCUGCAAAUCAUUAAGAAAGGAAAACACACACACCUUGCAGGACGGAAUUCUUAUUCAGGAAAGGAUAACAUUAAAGGUGUUUCUUCCACUCUGGAAGCAAAAAAUGAAGGUUUUCCUUUUUUGAAUCUGGCUGAGGGCAUCCAUUGCAGUCAUGAUAAAGAUACCCUACCUCACAUCCGGCAGAUCUUCACCAAUCCUUAUUUAAACCUAAAUCCUAAAUUUGAUCCAAAGAUCAAAGAAUACUACACUGAAGUGCCAUUUGAUGUGGUAACAGUAAAGAUUAGGGCAGAAGCUGUGAAUUGUCAGUGUGAAGUUCAUUUGGAUGAGAAGAAAGGGCCCAGUGCUGCAAAGUACCCUCUUGGACUAGGAAUAAACAGAGUCCACAUUAUGGUAACAGAUGCAUCUCAUUCACCACAUGAGGUUGUGAACAUCUAUAAAAUCAUCAUUUAUCGAGAAGACCGCCCAAGUUUGCCGCUUUUUGAUGAUUUUACAGUGUGUGGUUUUGCCCAGGAUUGUGGUUCACUGAUUCAUCCUGAGGAAUCCUGUGGGUUGCAGCCUCUGUCUACUGAAUACCUGUCAACCAUUUCCCAGCCACAGUUGAAAAAAUGCGAAACAGGGGACACACAAGGACAAUGGAUUGUCCCUUGUCUUAGUUGUUCUGACAACAGAACCUGUGACUGGAGACAAAUAACAUGGCAGCCCCACAAUUGUCAAUACAGUGUCAUUAACAAACCAGAACUCCAGCAGUGUCUGGAAAGCAAAAAGGUUCUUUUCAUUGGUGAUUCAACUAACAGAGGGAUGAUGUAUUACCUGAUAGAAAGAGUGAAUGAGACCCUUCAAGAGUGGCAAAAGACUCACGAUAUGAAGAUUUAUCAUAAUAUAAACAAUGGGAACACGUUUAUUAGUUACUCAUAUUAUCCGCAGUUUUGGAUCAGUAGAAACCAAAGACCAACAUUUGAAGAAGCGCUAGACCAGCUGCUACUCAGAUCACAGCCACUUGAGAAUACCGGGAAGACUAUAUUAGUUGUUGGUGGUGUCCAGUGGCUCAAUUUCAAUCACUUGGCUAUCAUUCAAAAGGUGCUCAAGCGAGCGAACCUCUCAAAUAUCCUGGUAGUGAUAAAAUCUCUGGGAAUGGGCUUUCAUCUGCCAGUGGAUGGAGUGCAUUUUUUGUCACCGGCAGAAGUACAAAAUCUGUGGGAUGAAAACCAGGCUAUUUUGAACACAGCAAAACAGUAUGGCUAUGAAGUGGUUGACACUUUCGUUAUUACAAUGGGACGGUACAAAGAAUUUUUGCAAGGAAAGUGUGGCUGUCAUUUCCAUGAGGUGGUAAAAUCCAAAACAUCUGAAGCAAGCUCCGCCAUGACAAUGCCAUUAUCAAGGCCUCAUGCUCUGGGCAAAUAUUUCAGCAACCAAAGCAAUUUGAUGCAACUGCAAACCUAUGCAUCCAAUUCUCAGUCUCCUUAUCACAUGAGAGGCCCAAUCAACCAAGUUUAUUCAGAAAUCCUUCUCAGCAGAAUCUGUGCAAAGGACAGGAAAGCUGUUGGAAUAUAGCUUCAUUUGGCUGGAACGUAGACCUCCAGACUGCCCACUUUCCCUUGUGGUGAGCCGAAGGCCAUAUCAGAUUUAUUAUACACUUCUCUGAGUGGAUAAACAUACCAGUGCAACUCAAGACGUGUGGCAGUUUCGGCAAAGCCUUAUAAAAUCAAGAUGUGUCCCCAUGCAACUGUGGUUUCAGAAUGGGAGACAGAAAAUCAAGAUGAAGAGGGAGGGAGGAAGAGUUACUUGAAAUAUUGCCAAAAUUAAAACAUUUGUAACCUAAGCAAAUGUAUAUAUAGUAGGAAGAUAUAUAUAUAUGAAUUUUGUAGAGACUAACAAAGUACAGCUAUAGUGUACAAUAUCACAACCUCUGUAAAGAAAAACCUCAUUCUGCUUUCAAGAGUUUUAUGACAUAGCAAAAGAGCUUUCUAAGGGCCAAGCUACAAGUGAUGAAUUACACAUGUAGUGAUCGGGUGGAGUGCAAGUGAACAGGGAGGAAUACACGUGCGUCUCUUCACUUGCCAUUCAACUGUAAUUUGUCACUUGUAACUUGGCCCUAAGAGUAUGCACUUGAAAGCAGGUUUCAAGAUGUCAGCCAUAGUACCAGAUUUGUACUUGUGACUAGACAUGGGCACGAACCACAUUACGAACGCAAAAAAACCACGUACCGCCUGAUCAUCUGUUCGCGAUCCGGCAGUUCGUUAGGGUCCAUGGCCAAUGAACCAGCGUUUGUUGGAAGCCCAGUUCGUUGUGGUCAUCCACGGUUUGUGAAGCCAGACAGUCAGGCACCAUCAAUCAAUUCCCUUGGAAACGGAGCCGGUGGGGUGCCUGAACUCUCUGCACUCCUUCUGUCGCCCUGGAAACCCAAAUCGAAGCCCAGUUUACCUUGAUCGGCAGGUCUUCCUUCCAACCAUGGAGCUGCAAAUUGGUUACAAUUGGUUACAUGGGAGAAGACACCCAGGGGAUGGGAGGGGGAAGGGGGGUGUUCUGUAGCCAUGGACACUCCAAUCUCAUCCUUGCAAACACUGAUAGGCACCAAGAUCCCUAUUGCAAUCUUGACUAAACUUGGGUGCUGGCUGGAGGAGAGCCUGCUAAACACUCCCUGUGAAUAUGGGCUCUCUAAGUCCAACGGGGGCCGUUCCGAGCCCCACGAACCAUGAACAGGUUCGUCAACAGGAAAUGUUCGUUAUGGUUCAUUAGUUCGAGUUCGUCGGUGGCACCAAACCACGAACCGCGGGUCCAUUACUUUUUUUUUUGGUUCGUGCCCAUGUCUACUUGUGACCUUUGCACGAUGGAAGACACAAUGGCACAAGCUCUGCUUCACUGCUAUUGCUACAAUACUGCUUCCUAUGCCUCCAUUUGUGUAUUCACUGGGCAUACGUGCUGCUGCUGCUUCCAGUUUAUGAUCUCCAAGUAUGAGGAAUAGACACAGAGCUAUCUUUAAAAAAAAUUACUUGGUGUGUGUUUGUGUACUGCUACAGAAACUUGUAAUUUUAUUGGACACAACAAAAUGAACAAAGGAAAGAAGGGAAUGUUGGCACAUUUUGGACUGCAGGUGAACUGAGGCUUGCUUUAGGCAAGUUUGUAUCGGUGAUCUUAGCUACACAUUUCUUGGUUCUCACUCUUAGCCUCUACAUUCAUUUUGUUUCUGCCUGCAGCUUCUUCUAUCUGCUUUCUAUAACAGAGUGUGCCUUUGGUGUUUCUCUCUGGAUAGGUAUUUUACAGUGGCUUUACAGCAAUGGUCAUGCAUUGAUCUCAUAACAUACCCAAUGUGAAGGGUUCUGUGAUACCAAAGUUACUCUGUUCUAUUAAAGUCUUAACAUCACUAUCUUUUUAUAAUGCUUCUGUAUGUCCACAUUCUAAUCCUGUUUGUGUGUUUAAGGUUUUCUUAUUGAACAUUGUUUAGUUUCCUAUAUGCUGGAUGCCCUAGUGAUAGAAGCAGAAAUGAAAGAGGGCUGCCUUUGUAAAUAUGUUUCUAUUGAAAAGCUGGACUGUUCCUAAAAUCCAGGACAAAUUCUGGUCAUGUUCACGCUGGCAAUGAAGUUUGUGCAUAUUCAUGAUUGUGUUUUAAUAUUUCUCAGAUAUUGUGUUUUAAUAUUUCUCAGAUAUUUUGAAAACAACCCUUCCGUAUUAUAUUUUUAUAGCUAUAUUUUUAUAUAAAGUUAUCACUGUAACAUACAAAGCAAGCUAUGUUCAAGUUAAUAAUUAACACGGACCAGAAAUUUUCAAGAGCAUUAGUUAAGAGACAGUGCAAUCCUAAGAAGAAUUACACCAGUCUAAGCCCAUUGAUUUCAAUGGGCUUAGACUGGAGUAACUGUUUUUAGGAUUGUGCUAUAAAAGCCAAGGCAAACCUAUAGAAAAAUGAAGUAGAUUGUCAUAGCUCAUGGUACAAAAUGUUUUUAGCUAACGUUCUUUCUUUUGUAUACUGAUAUGUAUAUAGAAAAUGGUAGCUCAGAUGAAGUGACCGCUUUGUUAUGUCUCUCCAUUUUCAGUUUUGGAGAGGAUGGAGAAAGUUCAUAUUUUCUUGAGGAUUGAGAUUGUCAAGGCUGAUCCAAAGAGAAUGGCAGUGUGUACAAUCUAGUGUCAAGUUAGUUGUGACUAGAGAUGGGCACGAACUGGAAAAAACCCAAACCAUGUGGUUCAUGGUUCGUCAAAUUUCACGAACCACAAACCACGAACUUUCACGAACCUGCCCUUGGUUCGCAAACCAGUUUGUUUGGUUCAUGAAAGUGCCACAUCCAGUUCAGAAAAUCAUCACUUCUGGGUCAGCAGAAGGGCACUUCUGGGCCAGCAGAAGUUCACUUCCAGGUCAGCAGAAGGUCUGCAGAAAGUCCAUCCCCUGUUGUUUAGGAAACUGAUUGAUUAGCGCCAGGCUGUCUGCAGUGAUGAACCAAAAAAACGAACCAAACGAACCAGCCUAAAAGUUCGUGGCGGAUCAUGAGAAAUGGGAUCUGACAAAUCGUGGUUCGCAAACCACAAACCGGCCUGGUUUGUGCUUAAUUUUGGUUUGUAUUUUGAUUCAUGCCCAUCUCUAGUUGUGACCGAAAAGUUGGUUCCACUCAAUUCCUUCUCCACACAAUCAUCGUGUUUUAUUCAUAUUAGGUUAACUGCACGGACAGGUUAUGUGUUGGAAGUCCAAUUUAAGACGCUGGUCUUGACCUGAAAGCACUUCACAGCCUGGAUUCUUCAUAUCUGAAUGAUCCCUUCUCCCUGUAUCAGCUCUUGCUCCUGCAAGGAUCAGCUGCCUCAUAUUUGUACAUUGUGCCUAUAAGAGAAUAUCACAUCUACAGCUGACAGAGUUUGUACUGCUUUGGCUCCUAGGCUUUGGAGUAAUUGUGGUAUGAAUGCUUUUUCUCUCCUAGCUUUUUUUUUUAAAAAAAUAAAGGACUCUGAUAUCUUUACA
Messenger RNA from Eublepharis macularius, 6820 nucleotides. It is a transcript of the gene CPED1, whose product is annotated as cadherin like and PC-esterase domain containing 1. The record is from RefSeq and is a predicted model, not a curated record. Lineage: Eukaryota; Metazoa; Chordata; Lepidosauria; Squamata; Eublepharidae. Bases 334 to 3432 code for a protein of 1032 amino acids. The transcript has 23 exons.